Molecule: messenger RNA, 2113 nt
Organism: Eublepharis macularius
Lineage: Eukaryota; Metazoa; Chordata; Lepidosauria; Squamata; Eublepharidae
Gene: SHMT2
Product: serine hydroxymethyltransferase 2
Exons: 12
Coding region: 80-1588 (502 amino acids)
Biological process (GO): regulation of oxidative phosphorylation; purine nucleobase biosynthetic process; tetrahydrofolate interconversion
Cellular component (GO): cytosol; mitochondrial inner membrane; BRISC complex
Molecular function (GO): zinc ion binding; protein homodimerization activity; glycine hydroxymethyltransferase activity
Source: RefSeq, a predicted model, not a curated record
AUGUUCAUUCCUGGGACUCCCUUAACGUUGGGCAACAGCUAGCCAAAUACUUUUGCGCUUGCAUCCGCCUUAGGCUGUUAUGCUGCCUUUUCCCUUUAGACUUUUUGCCAAGCCCCUGAGGAGAUGUUGCCAAGCUGCGGGCAGUUUGCAGACCCAGCACAGCAAAGCAGCCGCCGCGUCUUCCAAGGAUGCCAUGUCAUGGACGGGGCAGGAGACCUUGGCGGAGAGUGACCCUGAGAUGUGGGAACUGGUGCAGCAAGAAAAGGAUCGGCAGUGCCGGGGACUGGAACUCAUCGCCUCAGAGAAUUUCUGCAGCCGAGCCGCCCUGGAGGCCCUGGGUUCCUGCCUGAACAACAAGUAUUCGGAGGGUUAUCCUGGCAAAAGAUAUUACGGUGGUGCUGAGGUGGUGGACCGCAUUGAGCUGCUGUGCGAACGCCGUGCUCUGGAGGCUUUUGACCUGGAUCCUGAGCGCUGGGGGGUGAACGUCCAGCCCUACUCUGGGUCCCCUGCCAACUUUGCGGCGUACACAGCCCUGUUGCAGCCCCACGAGCGUCUCAUGGGCCUGGACUUACCUGAUGGAGGCCACCUGACACAUGGUUAUAUGUCGGAUGUCAAGCGUAUCUCGGCCACGUCCAUCUUCUUCGAAUCCAUGCCCUACAAGCUAAAUCCAGCAACGGGACUGAUUGAUUAUGACCAGCUAGAAGUAACUGCCCGUCUCUUCCGCCCACGUCUUGUUAUUGCUGGCACCAGUGCCUAUGCCCGCCUUAUCGACUAUGCCCGCAUCAAGAAGGUGUGUGAGGAGGUAAAGGCCUACAUGCUAGCUGACAUGGCCCACAUCAGCGGCUUGGUGGCAGCCAAAGUUAUCCCAUCGCCCUUUGAAUAUGCUGAUUUGGUGACCAGCACAACCCACAAGACAUUGCGUGGGGCCAGGUCUGGGCUGAUCUUCUACCGCAAAGGGGUCCGUUCUGUGGACAAGAAGACGGGGAAGGAGAUCCCCUACAACCUGGAGGAGAGGAUCAACUUUGCUGUGUUCCCAUCACUGCAGGGUGGGCCUCACAACCAUGCUAUUGCUGCUGUUGCUGUGGCCCUGAAACAGGCCAGCUCACCCAUGUUCCGGGAGUAUUGCCAGCAGGUACUGAAGAAUGCUAAAGCCAUGGCAGAAGCUCUGCUGCAACGAGGAUACACUCUGGUCUCAGGGGGCACGGACAACCACUUGGUUCUUGUGGAUCUGCGGCCAAAAGGCAUCGACGGGGCCCGGGCCGAGCGGGUGCUGGAACUGGUGUCCAUAACAGCGAACAAGAACACGUGCCCUGGAGACAAGAGUGCAUUAACACCCGGCGGGUUACGGCUUGGGGCACCUGCGCUUACCUCCCGAUGUUUCCGGGAAGCUGAUUUCCAGAAAGUGGUGGAAUUCAUGGAUGAAGGAAUCCAGAUUGGGCUGGACGUCAAAAAGAAAACCGCCAAGCUCCAAGACUUCAAAUCUUUCUUGCUAACUGACCCCGAGACAAAGAGGAGCCUGGCAGACCUCCGGCAACGUGUCGAGACCUUCGCCCGUGCCUUCCCCAUGCCUGGCUUUGAGGAGCGUUGAAAGUUAUGCCCAACCAGAGACUGGCUGUCAUGCCCAGAGCAAGGCUUGCAAGAGGCCAAAUGCCGGGAGUCCCUGUGCCCCUUGCCUCUGAGAUGUAGCCAGCCAGCGGGGGCCUUUUUUUCCAGAAGAGCCAUCUCCUUUGGCCCCCGUUUUCCUCUCCCCUGUGCUCAUUUUAUAGUGACUACAACAGCCGACCUCCUUUUGUUUACAGCGAGACUAGUCUCUGACUCACAAUACGUUUGUAGUGCUUUGUGCCAUCCAUUAGACAAGAUGGACUGUGAAAAUUAAACAGCUCCCACAAUCGCCUCUGAACCGCGACUGAAUCAAGGCCAAGAUAUUUUUUUGAGAUUCUCUCUUGGUAAACUGGCAUGCCAGCGAGUGUACGUGUAUUCAUGACUAAAGCAUAAAUAUGCAGAUGCCGGCAUGCACAUAACCAGGAUCCACAUCUAUUUCAUUAGGACUGCAACCCCUGUAUUUGAGUUUGUAUAUCUAAAGAACCAUACAUUUGCACAAACAGAUAUUUCA